AGCAACCCUUUUUAUCAUAACAUACUUCAUUCAGUCAUGUCUUGUCUACUAAUUAUUUUAUUUAUGAUAUUAGACAAGCCUUUCUGAAUUUUAAGCACUAACAAUAACAAACGCAUUUAGGGUUUGUGAUUGAAUUUUAAUCUUUACCAUUACAAGUGAUACUUCACCCAAAAAUGAAAAUUCUUUCAUCAUUUACUCACCUUCGAGUGGUCUGAAAUGUGUAUACAUUUCUUUGUUCUGAUGAAAACAGAGAAAGAUAUUUGGAAGAAUGCUUAUAACCAAACAGAUCUCCCAUAGUAGGAAAAAAUACUUUAUCUUUUAUUGGGUACGUUGAAUUUUGAAGAAGGUAGGACAGUAAAUAGUUCCGGGGCACUUUUGACUAUUGUUUUUUUCCUACUAUGGGAGUUUAUACACAUUUGGAACAACUCGAGGUGAGUAAAUAAUGACAGAGUUUCAAUUUUUGGGUGAAGUAUCCCUUUAACAUUUAUCAGAAUUAUUGAGACUAGACCAGAUUAGUUCUCAUGUAAUAAUCACAAGAGAAGGCACAUAUAUUAAACAGUCUAGACGGAUAUCAUUUAUGAUGUUGGUAUUUAGUGGUGUUGUCUAACUGACUAUUUUGGAAAAGGAACUUUCAUAAUAUCACAUCUAUGUGAGGACAAAUGUUGGCUGUUGAACUGUCAGCCUUCAACAGAGUGUUUAUUUUCACAGUCUAAACAUGUCUACGCUGAAGCUGAAGUUAAAUGAGUUUAAACUGAGCGUAAAAUACCAUAUAGCCCACACACAACCUUUCUGACAUUGAGAUGAUAUAGGUUUUUGAUGUUUAUUUUGAUUUCAGAGUGACAGAAUGAAAAAGAAUUUGUUUCAUAUCAGAGUUUUUGAUAGAAUAACUAAUAUUUAUAAAACGAUUAGGCUUAUAAUUGAAAUAAAAAACGAUCCCAUUGAAAAUCUUAACAUAUCUGAUAUGUAAUUCCGUUUUCUAAUUAAAAUUAUUACCAAUAUUUUUUUGUUAACAAGUUUUAAUCGGCUUUAAUAUAUAUACGCAAUUUUUUUUACAUUUACAUUUAGUCAUUUAGCAGACGCUUUUAUCCAAAGCGACUUAAAGGUGGGGUCAAGAAGGUGGGUUUUUUACCAGUAAACUCAGAAAAUUAGUGUGUGUCUGUGCGUGUGUUAAUACUCUUAACACCUUUUUAUUUAUGUAUUAAUAAUAAUGAAGAUCACAAAAAUCCUGAUUGACCGAAAUUAACAUUCAGUUUGACUCACAGUUGUCUCACACCUCCGACGGAUAAACCAUUCGCGAUAUUUCGUUGUAGACGAAUCCAUUGUACUUACAACGACUUAAUUCGCUAGAACACCAAGUGAAAAAAAAUGAUAUUGUAAUUUGUCGCUUUUAUCCCAACCUAAAUUAUACGCUUUAAAUAAGUAUUACUAUUUGUUGUUCGGUGACAGUGUCACCCCCGCACAGCAGAUUCAUUCGCCAGUGGUUUCGUCCAAAUCUAUAACCGGAAAAGCCGGUGUUUACGCUUUGAAAACAGGAAGUCGUGCACUGCGUCGGGAUAAAACACACUUAAAACGACGCAGUCCGUCAAAACAAUCGAUUUGAAAUUGAUAAAAUGUAAGGUUAUUUGGAUUAUCUGUCCACCGUGCAGCAGACUUGAUCGAGGUGUAAGGAAAGCAAACGAGUCGUUUUGCAAUAAUGGUUUCUGCUGUAAAGAGAAACAGGUUUAUAUAGUCUGUUCGCUUCAAACUGCGAGGUGACACGCCGAUAACAGUGGGAUAGGCUGAUAAUACCACUUGGUUUUAAGGAUGGGUGCUGAGAGCAGUACUCUGCCAAGCUGUGUGCUGGAGGAGCUGUUGCUGACUCUUCCUUCAGGUCUGACAAUGUACUCCGCCUUCCUCAGAGAUGGCAAACCCGCCUCUGUCUUUGUGCACAAGCAAGACAAUGAAGAUAAACUCAGUAAAGCUGCCAAGCACCUAAAGACGCUGCGGCAUCCGUGUCUUCUCCGCUUCCUGUCGUGUACAUUGCAGGAUGGUUUUAUACAUUUAGUGACCGAGCCAGUUCAACCAUUAGAACGAGUGCUAGACAAUCUUUCUCCAGAAGAGAUCUGCGCGGGCUUGUAUGAUGUCCUGCAAGCACUAGUGUUUCUACACGACAGGGGCAAAUCAAGUCACAACAACGUCUGCAUGUCCUCAGUGUUUGUCAGUGAAGAUGGCCACUGGAAGCUUGGUGGGAUGGAAACGGUCAGCAAGUUUUCAGAGGCGACCCCCGAGUUUCUCAAAACCAUCCAAAAUAUGAAGGAGAAGGAUGUAAUUCCUCCCGAGGAAAAGCUUGAACAAUUUAAAACUCUUCCCGACAAGCACGCCCAUUCCCGGGACGCUUUUUCAUUCGGGGUGAUGAUAGAGGCUCUCCUUCCACUCCUGACGGGACAUGUCUCCGAUGAUUUGUUGGAGAGUCUAAAGAACACGCUACAGAUCACCCUCCUGACCCCCGAGCCCACGUCUCGACCCUCUCUCAGCAAUUUGCUGACUCACAAGUUUUUCAGGAAUGACUUUUUGGAUAUUGUGAAUUUUCUGAGGAGUCUAACGCUAAAAACUGAAGAGGAGAAGAAUGAAUUCUUUAAGUUUCUCUUAGACAGAGUUCAGAACCUCCCUGAGGUGUUAAUUGCUACUCGUCUGGCUCCUAAACUGCUAAAUUCUCUUGUGUUUGCCGAGCCUAUGGCGGUGAAAAGCUUCCUUCCUCACCUCUUACGGCCUAAGCAAGACUCCAGUGGAAGCACCAGUGAGGAGUGUCUGCUGUCCGUCUCUUUGUAUCGGAGAUACGUGACUACUCAACUCCUCAAGCUCUUUAAAGUCAACGAGGAACACGUCAGGGUCGUCCUUCUGUCCCAUAUCCACAUGUAUGCAGAGUUCUUUACUUGUGAAGAGCUCAAAAACCAGAUUCUUCCUCAGGUUUUGCUGGGAAUGAGAGAUACAAAUGACUCACUUGUCGCCAUGACGCUACAAAGCCUGGCUGUGCUUGUUCCGUUGCUCGGAGCACAAGUAGUUGUUGGUGGGGAGAGGACCAAAGUCUUUAAACGCACUACGCCAAACUUCACCAAGUCCACAGAGGUCACCCCAGAGACAUCACCUGUGCAUAUUGUCGGGCCAUCACAUCCUCCUAUCUCACAACCUCCAAAAGUCCUGAAUCUGUUUCCUAAGGGUCCGGAGACCAAAAAGGUGGUGUUAGAAAAUAUGUACUCACUACAAGCAACUGAUAAAACUGCUCGGCAGCUCACCAUAGCAGAGAGGGCAGGUUUUAGCAGGGGGAUGUCGUUCCCUUUGAACGGUUUCAGAAUGGGCACACAAGCUGUGAACAGCACACAAAGCAGCAAAACAGUGAGAGCCGAUGAAGACUGGCCAAACUGGAGCGACACAGAAGAACCGGAAAAAGACCAGAGUCAGUCGGUCCAAAUCAGCAUCCAGUCCCCAGGCAUCCCAGCCAAGGAUAGCUCGGCAAUUUCAGCUGAAACUGGGAAUGACAGCGAGGAACCGUGGAAUGAUUUCGAGGACUCUGAAGUGACUUCAGACCAGUCACCCUCCAGUCAUCUACCAGUCUCUGUACCAAAGACAUCAACAAAAAAUACUGCAUUAUCUCUAUCUGAAAACAUCUCUGAACCUCAGAAGUUGUCAAAAGCACUUAAACUGAACUCGAGAGUGAUAAGUCCUCCAGACCAUAACCAUACCUUGUGGGACACUGUCUGGAACCAGGGAACCGACACCAUUGAACCCAGCCAAGGAAGUUUAGAAUCCGAGCCCAAGCCAAAAAAUACAUUCAAAAGCCACGGAGCUGGGGGUCUCGGAGAGGAGUUCACCAUUGCGGUGAAGAAGAAACCAGAGCGAGACCCAGAGCUGGACUUUUUCGCAGACAUGGUUCCAGAUAUAAAGCUGUCUUCCGCAUCUCAUCUGCUCCCUGUGGAGAGCUCAGUCGGUGAACCCAUAACAGGUACAAUGUCGGGAAACACAACGUCAGAUAAUGCAGAUUUACCGAUAGAUGCAUUGAAACUUACAGCCAAGUUUGCCGCAGCGGACUUAACCGAGACAGCGGCAGAAGGUUGGGGUGAUGAUGACCUCAACUGGGAUGAUGAGAACACCUGGUGAUCUGCUUGAUCCUUUAUAGAAAGCCAUACAAGUGGAAGUCAGAAUAUAACCAUACAAGUGGAAGUCAGAAUAUAACCUACACAAAGACACAGUUACAAAGGGCACCUUCCUGAAAUUACCGCUUGUCUUGAUGUACAAAUUUAGACAUUUUAAUAAACUGUAAAUUAAGAGGGUAUUGUUUUUAAGGUUCUCCUCCCAAAAUGAUAAUCUGAUGCCAUAGAAAGAGUUCAUCUACUGUAAACAUGCCAAGUCUAGUCGAAUUCAUCGGUCCUGUUGCAUCUGAAAACACAUCUGCUCAAUUGAAGUUUAUCCAGACAAUUUUUAUUUGUGCCAUACAGAUUUUAUAUAAAGAGCCUUGGAGGACAGACCGCCUCAACUUGAGAAGAAAUGUAUAAAAUCAUUAAUGUUCCCUGUAGAUUUGGGUAAGAGCCUGACAUAAUUUAUUUGUAUUAUCAGCUGCUGAAAUAAAAGAUUUUAUUCUAUUUGA
Messenger RNA from Triplophysa dalaica, 4621 nucleotides. RefSeq names its product SCY1-like, kinase-like 3 (gene scyl3). Gene Ontology annotation, biological process: protein phosphorylation. Lineage: Eukaryota; Metazoa; Chordata; Actinopteri; Cypriniformes; Nemacheilidae. Gene Ontology annotation, molecular function: protein kinase activity; ATP binding. The transcript has 14 exons. The record is from RefSeq and is a predicted model, not a curated record. The coding region runs from base 1804 to 4134 and encodes 776 amino acids.